GCCGCGACCGCAGCAGCCAUGGAGGACGAGAUGCCCAAGACUCUAUACGUUGGCAACCUUUCCAGAGACGUGACAGAGGCUCUAAUUCUCCAACUCUUUAGCCAAAUUGGACCUUGUAAAAACUGCAAAAUGAUUAUGGAUACAGCUGGAAAUGAUCCUUAUUGUUUUGUGGAGUUUUACGAACAUCGUCAUGCAGCUGCUGCCUUGGCUGCUAUGAAUGGACGGAAGAUAAUGGGUAAGGAAGUCAAAGUGAAUUGGGCAACAACUCCUAGCAGCCAAAAGAAAGAUACAAGCAGUAGUACCGUUGUCAGCACACAGCGUUCACAAGAUCAUUUCCAUGUCUUUGUUGGUGAUCUCAGUCCAGAAAUUACAACUGAAGAUAUAAAGGCUGCUUUUGCACCAUUUGGAAGAAUAUCAGAUGCCCGUGUGGUUAAAGAUAUGGCAACAGGGAAGUCUAAGGGAUAUGGCUUUGUCUCCUUUUUCAACAAAUGGGAUGCCGAAAAUGCCAUUCAGCAGAUGGGUGGCCAGUGGCUUGGUGGAAGACAAAUCAGAACUAACUGGGCAACCCGAAAGCCUCCAGCUCCAAAGAGUACAUAUGAGUGUAGGUGUAUUGGAGAAGAAAAGGAAAUGUGGAAUUUUGGAGAAAAAUACACUAGAUUUAAAUAUUAGAGCUGUUCCCGGAGACUUAUUGCAGAAAUAGAUGAGACGCAAAUCAAGACUACUAUUCAAAAAUGUACUUAGUUUUCAUUUUUGUAACUAUAACAAAUUAUAUUCUUUCUAGUAUCAAGUCUCCUAUUAAAAGAGAAUCUGGGUAA
This is a messenger RNA of Elephantulus edwardii (Cape elephant shrew), 815 nucleotides long. It is a transcript of the gene TIA1, whose product is annotated as TIA1 cytotoxic granule-associated RNA binding protein. The record is from RefSeq and is a predicted model, not a curated record. Gene Ontology annotation, molecular function: RNA binding. Bases 19 to 669 code for a protein of 216 amino acids. The transcript is spliced from 8 exons. NCBI's taxonomy places the organism in Eukaryota, Metazoa, Chordata, Mammalia, Macroscelidea, Macroscelididae.